AUGGCGAUUCAUACUUGGAAUGCGGUGGUUGCCGCCGCCUUAUUGGUUGGCUCCGCCACUGCUUCGCAAUGUCCUGGCGGCGAGUGGGAUGUCAUCGUUGUUGGCUCCGGACCAGCUGGUAUCGUUGCAGCAGACCGUAUGAGUGAGGCGGGAAAGAGGACUAUUCUCCUGGAGCAAGGAGGCCCAUCAUACUACGUUACCGGUGGUCGUACACGGCCGGACUGGCUGGAGGGCACAGAACUCAGCCGUGUCGAUGUCCCAGGCCUGUACAAGACUAUUUUCUCAAACCCCGGCCAGGGCUUGGUGUGCCCAUCUAAUGUCGUCAACGCCUUCCAGGGCUGCACUGUUGGAGGUAACACUGCCAUCAAUGCUGGUCUUUUCUUCCAGCCACCCGCCAGCGAUUGGGACAAGUAUUUCCCAGAAGGCUGGAAGAACAAGGAUAUGCAAGGUGCCAUUCGAAAGGUCAGGGAAACCCAGCCAAGUACCGACAGCCCUUCAUUGGACGGACAACGAUACCUUCAGAGCGGCUAUGAGGCUGCCAAGAAGUGGCUCGUCAAUGGAGCCGGAUAUGCCGACGUUGGUCUGAAUGACGGCCCUGAAGAACAUUCCAAAAACAAGGUCUUUGGCCAUCCCAUAUGGAACUACGAGGGAGGUCAGAGGAGUGGACCAGUAAAGACCUACCUCCAGCAAGCUCUCAAGCGAUCGAACUUUGCCUUCAGGACCGGAACAAAGGUUCUGCGCGUUCGUCGUGACGGUGACGUUGCAACCGGUGUCGAUGUUGAGGUUGAGGGUACCAACAACACCUGCAUCUGCCUCAAGCAAGGCGGUGUAGUCAUCUCAUCAGCAGGUGCGCUCUUGAGCCCCCAGCUCCUGAUGUGGUCCGGUAUUGGUAACGCAACUCUUUUGGAGGGCCUUGCAAAGAACGGUCAGGUCACAGUCCCAUCUCAGGACUGGAUCAACAACACCGCAGUCGGCGACAAGGUGUUCGACAACCCGAAUACCUUCAUUGAGCUCCACGACGAGUCCGUUGAAUCUUUCGUCUACGAUUACUCUAACCCACCACCAAUAGAUGUUGAGAUGUACCUAAAGAACCGCUCUGGACCAUAUACUUUUGCCUCGCAAACAAGUGCUUUCUGGGACUACAUCCAACAAGGCGAAGACCUCGUUGGUUGCCAAGGCACUAUUGACUCUUCGGGAGCUUUCGACUAUGGAAACGACAACAAUACCAUCACCCUCAACGUUUACGGUACAUCUGGUCUUCGCUCCUUCGGUCGUGUCAGCCUCGACGACAAGGGCAUCGCUCUGCCAUCAUCCAACUUCUUCGCUGACCCCCGCGACGUUAAGGCGAUUGCGACCUUCAUUCACAACAUCUUCCAAGCCCUCCCAGAAACUCUCACGCCCCUCAACAUUGCGAAGAACUCGACUGAAGACGAAAUUGAGGCCUGGUUGAAGACCCCAAGCCAGUACACGCUUGGCAAUGUGCAGCACUGGAGCAGCAGCUGCAGAAUGGGCGAGUGUGUGGAUGCCGAUACCAAGGUCAUCGGCAUGCAGAAUCUGUUUGUUGUAGACGCCAGUAUAGUUCCUCCUCUAACCACAAACCCCGUCAUGGGUGUUAUGAUUGCUGCUGAGAGGGCGGUAGAGAAGAUUCUUCCCCUCAUGAAGACCCCAGCUUUGGAAAUUACCUUGUAA
Molecule: messenger RNA, 1689 nt
Organism: Bipolaris victoriae FI3
Lineage: Eukaryota; Fungi; Ascomycota; Dothideomycetes; Pleosporales; Pleosporaceae
Product: GMC oxidoreductase
Exons: 2
Coding region: 1-1689 (562 amino acids)
Molecular function (GO): flavin adenine dinucleotide binding; oxidoreductase activity, acting on CH-OH group of donors
Source: RefSeq, a predicted model, not a curated record